Molecule: messenger RNA, 729 nt
Organism: Poeciliopsis prolifica (blackstripe livebearer)
Lineage: Eukaryota; Metazoa; Chordata; Actinopteri; Cyprinodontiformes; Poeciliidae
Product: myosin-7-like
Exons: 3
Coding region: 1-729 (242 amino acids)
Source: RefSeq, a predicted model, not a curated record
AUGAUGGCGGAGAAGCUGAAGAAAGAGCAGGACAGCAGCCGCCACCUGGAGAGGAUGAAGAAAAACCUGGAGGAGAAAGACCUGCAGCAGCGACUCGACGAGGCCGAAGGCACGGCCAUGAAAGGAGGGAAGAAACAACUCCAGAAGCUGGAAGCAAGGGUAAAAUAUGAGAAAUGUCUGAUAAAAUAUGAGAAAUGUGUGAUAAAAUAUGAGAAAUGUGUGAUAAAAUAUGAGAACCAGUGUGAGGAGGACAGGAAGAACGCAACGAGGCUGCAGGACCUGGUGGACAAACUGCAGCUGAAAGUCAAAGCCGACAAGCUGCAGGCUGAGGAAGCGGAAGAGCGAGCGAACUGCCAUCUGAGCAAACUGAGGAAGGUUCAGCAUGAGCUGGAGGAGGCAGGAGAGGAGACAGGAGAGGAGGCAGGAAAGGAGGCUGGAGAGGAGGCAGGAGAGGAGGCUGGAGAGGAGACAGGAGAGGAGGCAGGAGAGGAGACAGGAGAGGAGGCAGGAGAGGAGGCAGGAGAGCGGGCAGACAUCACCUCCCAGUGGGAGGGCCCUCCCUCCGGGGCCCCUCCCACUGGCCAUCCUGCAGGUUUUGGAUGGGCCACAGGGACUAAACACUGGAAUGAAACGGCUUCAUUUCCUCCGUAUUGUGUGGAUCGGUUCUCCAGAACCUUAAUGAGUUCAGUUCCGGUGCAACAGAGGUUCAUCUUAACCCUCCAGGACUGA